This is a messenger RNA of Lucilia sericata (common green bottle fly), 2532 nucleotides long. Its product is annotated as larval cuticle protein F1-like. The transcript is spliced from 2 exons. NCBI's taxonomy places the organism in Eukaryota, Metazoa, Arthropoda, Insecta, Diptera, Calliphoridae. The record is from RefSeq and is a predicted model, not a curated record. Gene Ontology annotation, molecular function: protein binding. Bases 60 to 1754 code for a protein of 564 amino acids.
ACGGUCGUAUUAAAUCGCAUUAACAAUUAGACGGGAGUAAUAUAAAGAAAGAAAAAAAAAUGAAAAUUAUAAAAAUAUUUUUAAAAUUUUAUAUUUUAAUUGCUAUAAUUAUAUCCUUGAGCAAAGCUGAGGAUAUAGUAUUAAAAUGUGAUGAAUACAAUACAAAUAUCGGGGGCAUGGAAAAAUUCUGUACGGUAUCGGGUUUUCAAGUAACGCAUUCGCAAAAUGUUAAAAUACCACCCUAUGUCAAGGCCAAUCAAACGAAUUUUAUGAAAUUUUACAAUUCCGUGCUGUUGGAUAUACCCGCUAAAUUGUUUGAUGUUUUUAGUACUUUGAAAACUUUAGAUGUUUCGAAUACUGAAAUAGAGGAUAUAUCACGUAAUACCUUUACCUCGGCCAGUACCUUGACAACGUUGAAUUUGAGUCACAAUCAUAUAGAGAAAAUCAAUACCUCGGUAUUUGUGGGAGCUCAUAAUUUAAUGCGUUUAGAUUUGAGUUAUAAUAAGUUGCACACUUUGGGCACUUUAGCUUUUCGCGGUCUGACCAAUAUGAACAAAGUUAUACUGUCCAAUAAUCAAUUGUCGGUUAUACCAGAGGAUUUAUUUUUUGAAAAUACCUACAUGGAUGCUGUGUACUUGGAUAAUAAUCAAUUGGAAUUUAUUAAACCGGAAGUAUUUUAUCAUCUAAGACAUAUAAGAGAUUUGAAUUUGGCCAACAAUCGUUUGAAAUCUUUUGAUCCCCAGACAUUUCAACAUUCCUAUGGACCGGAAGUGUUGAUAUUGGCUCGUAAUCAACUGCAAGAGUUUAAUUUAUGCAAUAAAACCAUAACCAAGAAAUUGGAUUUAGAUUCGAAUAGAUUGACGUCAUUGGUGGUGAAUGGCACCAACUUUUUAUCGGCCAUAAAUAAUUCCAUUUCAAGGGUCAAUGUAUACAAUGGACAAUCAGUAAAUGUACUUUUAUUGCGCAGUAAUAACUUAAGCGAUAUAACAAAUAUUACUUUGCUAACACAUUUAAACGAAUUGGAUUUAUCGUAUAAUCCUGUGGGUACCCCCAAUAUUAGUACCUUUCAAAAUCUGCAGCAUUUAACGGUAUUGAAUUUAAAAGCUACUGGCAUAAAGAAAUUAACUUUUGGCAUGUUUGCCAAACUAGUUUUGCUGGACAGUUUAGAUUUGUCCUACAACAAUUUAACAGAUUUAAAUUUGGAUAUUUUUGUGCCCGCCAAUCUUAACAUAAGAUCAUUUUAUGUGGAUGCCAAUAAUCUUACUGAGAUUCAAGGAAAAUACACUUUUGCCAAGGCUUUUCCCCAACUGGCCGAAUUGGGUAUAUCACGCAAUCGUUUCAACUGUUCCUACCUACACUGGCUGCUCAUCAAACCUCAAUUAACCGAUUACACCAAUUUGCAUAUAGAACAUGAUGACUCAGCCCAGGAGACCACACAUAUACGUGAUGUUACCUGUAUUAGUCAUGUUCAAGAUGAACUGCAACAGGCUGAACAUGAUCUCGAGUCAUCGAAAAAUUUCCAACAGAUCUUACAACAAUCUAUGGAUACCAUGGCCGUGCAUGCUCAAAAAAUGCACAAGCAUUUGCUAAUCAUGUCCAUCACACUGACAUGCUUUAUAACGGUUCUGUGUGCCGUGUGUAUCGUAACAGCUGUACAAUAUUGGCGCACACAACGGGCGAAAUAUUUUCAACGUCGUGGUGGUUCAAUACUCUUUCAUUCGAAUGCCACUACCAAUACUCUAGUGGAACAAUAAAAUCUCCCUCUGCUCUACUUAUAUAUAUAUAUAUGUGUGUGUGCGUCAGUUGGUCUUUUCCAUGUUAACGUUUGUUUUUUUAAGUUUACUGCUGACCAAGACAAAUUUCAUCAUAAAUAAUCACGAUUAAUAUAGACGUUAUUAUAUUUUUAUCAUCAUUAAGUUUGGAUUAAUUAGUAAUUAGAGUGUCUAAAUGUUUCCAAAGCAGUGUAAAUAAUUUCUGUCUAAUAACAAAGUCCGUCUUCAUUGCCUUGUUCGCUUUGGUGUGCUCCGCCUAUGCCAAACCCGCGGUUUUCGCUGCUGCUCCUGUUGUAGCCGCCGCUCCUGCUGGUGUUGUUACCGCUACUAGCUCUCAAUAUGUUGCCCGCAACUACAAUGGUGUUGCUACUGCCCCCGUUGUAGCUCCCGUUGCUGCCGCCUACACCGCCCCUGUUGCUGCUGCCUACACCGCCCCUGUUGCCGCCGCCUACACCGCCCCCGUAGCUGCUGCCUACACUGCUCCCGUAGCUGCCGCUUAUGCUGCUCCUUAUGCUUCUUACUAUCCUUACUCCGCCGCUGCCUACACCACUGUCUUCUAAAUGGAACGGGAUUACUUUUUGUAAUGACUGGACUUUGUGAUUUUUUACAUAAUGGAAAAGAUGCUUUAUUUUUAAAGUUUUCUUUUUCACGGUUUUGUUAAAAAAAUUUUGUUUUAUUUUUUUAAAAAAAUAUUUGUUUAUAGUUUUAAAAUGAAGUUAAAAAGAAAAUAUAUGCAUUUGAAAUACUAUUAUUAGAUAAA